AUGAGUAUAAGAAUUAAUGAUGAGAAGAUUGAAGGUCAGGAGAUUGAAAAGAAUAGAGAAGUCAGAAGUGUUGGCAGCAUUGCUGGUGUUGGUGAUUACAGCAAUAAGAAGAAACAUAAUUCCAGUGUUGGUGAAUCCAAAAGAGCACUAAACCUAAUUGGAUUGACCAGCACACUGGACAUCAGAUCAUCUUCUUCAAAGGUCUGGAGAGUGUGCACUGCUUAUAAGUGGAAAGCUGAUAAGAUAAGGCCAUUAGCACCUGGAAAAUCUGAUGAAAGCAAGCCAGAAGACCUAGAUAAUUGGGUGGAUGUUUGUUUGAAUAAGUAUUACUCUGAGGAGAAAUACAUCACAUUUAAUUGUGAAUUUGAUGAUUAUAUUAGGCCUAGAAUCACACCCUUUCCUGUUGGAGAACAGCUAACAAAUGAGAGAAUUAAGAAGCUUCAAAUUGGAUUCAAACUAACAAGUCAGAAGAAGGAAUUUUUCAUAUUAGUCCUUUAUAAAUGUGAAGGGGUGUUGGCUUGGUCAUUCAAAGACCUAUAUGAUAUUCAUUCUGAAUACUUGCCUCCCCAGGUUAUUCAGACAGAGCUCCAUAAGAUCUGGCAGACUAAGACUUACUGA
Messenger RNA from Coccidioides immitis RS, 618 nucleotides. RefSeq lists its product as uncharacterized. Lineage: Eukaryota; Fungi; Ascomycota; Eurotiomycetes; Onygenales; Onygenaceae. Bases 1 to 618 code for a protein of 205 amino acids. The record is from RefSeq and is a predicted model, not a curated record. The transcript is spliced from 2 exons.